UUUCUUGUUGAGACCAAUACCAGGGAGCAGGGACAUCACAUUUCUACCAUGGGACAUCGAAAACAUCAAACUUCCAUUAACUACAUGGAGAAGAGGAUGCUUUUCGCUAAAUGAUGGAUGUGUUAAUUACUUUAAAAUUCAAGAAAAAUUUAAAAGUUUGGCUACUAAAAAAAUUGCUUCUGGUGAUUUCAAAAAUCACGUUUUCACACAAACCAUCAUCAAUCGUGAGUUAACAGAAAUUGAAGACAAUAAGAAAACUUUCACUUCAUUACCACAAAAGUAGAGGAACUUCUAAUAAAUCUACAUAAUGCAAGAAUUUUUCCUGGCAUCAUAAACAAUUGUGAGAAACAUGUUAACCAAACAACAGGUUUGAUUCGUAAUGGUAAAUAAGUCGAUGGAGUUUGGCGAGCCAAUUAGUAUGUUAUUUUUUAAAUAUAUUAUUUUAGUUGAUAGCUACUGCUGUAUACUCAUAGAUGUAAUUGCUUGAUUUCCAGAUGCAGCCUCCUUAAUUCCAAAACAGGUACAAUGAAGCUAUGUAAAUUUUGCAAAUGGCUAGACAAGGCUAUGAAAUUGCAAUUUAAAAUACACAAGACAGUGACUAACCAUGUGUAUUUAAAUGUAUAACAACUCUGACGGAAAGUAAAAUAAUGAGUAUAAUGACUUUGUAUCUCUAAAAGCAAGUCUUAGGACCACCUCAUCAGUGGUGACUUGAGAAUAUACAACAAAUCAUAAAUAUAGUAAAACGAUUGCCCGCGAGCAAACCAUUUUACGACGCUUGCGCUGUUUGGAAAAUGUAGAACGAUCGAUUUGUAUUCGCUGCAUUUGUUGAAGACUGUUUUCCUUCAGCACUAGGCAAGAAUACAGAAGAUUGUUGUAGUAAGCAGUAUUCUAAAAGACAACAACAAGUGUUUGAUGGAUUCGUUGUAUUUAUCGCCACCUGAAAUGGAUAACGGAAAUGUCACGGAAAUUGCCAACAUCGAUAGAGAACCUGUUUUUAAGACCAUCAUGAUGCACUCGUUUAACGACACUUUACAGUUUAACGACAUAUUCAAUAUGUCAUGGGGGCGUUUCUUCAUACCUUGUGAAAACUGGCGUGAGCCACAACACAUUCUUUUCCAGUUGGCUUAUGGUUGCUUCUUCAUUUCAUGCCUGGCACCAGAUCACUCUGUAGGCAUUGUCAUCAUGCAUGCAGCUCUUCUAUUAGGUGGAUUGUUGUAUUCUACUUGGGCCUGGAAUAUGCUCUGUGCUCCUGACAUAUUUUCUUGGACAUUUGGUUUUGUCUUCCUUAAUUUUUGCCAGUUGAUGUACGAUCUCUACCGUAUACGGCCUGUUCGUCUUGACCCAGAAGUAGAGGCACUUUUUGCUCUUCUAUUCCAACCCCUUGGGAUUAGUCGAAUGACAUUCAAAAAGUUGGUUGGCCAAGAAUACGCCGAGAUCUCCACCCUAUAUCCUGGGGAUUUUUAUGCCCUUCAAAACCUUACACGUAUUGAUCGACUAUCUAUCAUGCUUUCCGGAAAGGUGCAAGUGGUAUCCGAUGGAACAAUACUGCAUACCAUAGACGCAAACGAAUUUCUUGAUUCUCCGGAAUUUGAAUCUAGUCGUGCUUCUAUCGAAGACAAAUUUCGGGUAUCCAUUGUUGCCACUGGAACAUGUCGUUACAUCAGUUGGCAGAGAUCGACCCUCGAGUACCUUUUCGUCAAAGAAACAACUUUGGCAAAUGUUUUUGGCGUUCUCGUUGCUAGGGACGUUAUUAACAAAGUCUUUUCCAUGAACAAAAAGUUAGCAGUUCAGAGAGGUCAUCUAUUAGAUAUCCGUCUGCCCGGAAUCGCAAAUUGUAGUUACGAUUUGUCUCGAGAAACAUCAUCAAAUGCGUCGUCGGAUUUAAGCCCCUCACUGAAACUCCAGCAAAAUGGGGGCAUGCCCAAUUGCGUAUUCUAUCCACUUACUCGAACAAAGAAUUCUAGAACUGAAUUUCACUGAAUGCGGUCAUUUUUACGGAAGAUCACCAUCUGGGUUUUUAAAUCUCAAUGGAAGGAUUGAUUGUUGACUGUUAAAAGCGGACGACUGCGGGUUGGAGAGAUUUUUUGCGUAUCCACAUGCGCCCCGAGUCACGGUGAACAAAAACGAGUGCUAAACGUCCGCAAACAAAGGUGCUGCAACCAUCAGGUCUAAAAUCAACAACAGUUAAGUUUUGUUAGUUAUUUUUCUUCUUGGUCUCAUUCUCAUGUGACAGCUAAGGGCUAAGGUCCAGCUUGCUGACGCUUUUUCAGUGGAUUAUAGUUCUUGAUUGAAAAAAAAUAAUUUGCUGUA
This is a messenger RNA of Daphnia magna, 2310 nucleotides long. Its product is annotated as popeye domain-containing protein 3. Bases 913 to 1980 code for a protein of 355 amino acids. Gene Ontology annotation, cellular component: sarcolemma. Lineage: Eukaryota; Metazoa; Arthropoda; Branchiopoda; Diplostraca; Daphniidae. Gene Ontology annotation, molecular function: cAMP binding. The record is from RefSeq and is a predicted model, not a curated record. The transcript is spliced from 9 exons.